Gossypium arboreum is the source of this 1411-nucleotide messenger RNA. Its product is annotated as deSI-like protein At4g17486. Bases 381 to 1133 code for a protein of 250 amino acids. NCBI's taxonomy places the organism in Eukaryota, Viridiplantae, Streptophyta, Magnoliopsida, Malvales, Malvaceae. The record is from RefSeq and is a predicted model, not a curated record. Gene Ontology annotation, molecular function: deubiquitinase activity. Gene Ontology annotation, biological process: protein deubiquitination. The transcript has 4 exons.
ACCAUCUGCCCAUUCCCGUAAAUUCCAUCAACUUCCAAGGGCCAUUUCAAAUUCCCGUCAUUUUCAUCUCAAAUAUCCCCUUCCUUGCCUCCAUUCUUUUUCAGUCCAAAUUCCUAAAAGCUUUGAAAACAUUUUAAAAAACAAAAUCUAAUAUUGAGAAAUAGGAUUGGAAAGAGAUUCCGGGAUUUGAGCAUUUCGAGGCGGAAAAAGAAUUACUUCUCACUGUUACGUAACAAAAUUCCGAAAGAGUGCGAAAAAGCAAAGUUCGACUCCUCAGUCCAACGGAAUUUAAUCGUUGGACUUGGAAGCUUUUAAGAGUGAAAAAAAGAGAUAGAGAGAGUAGUAGACUCCAGAGAGGUGUUAGGGAUUUGAGUUUGAAGAUGACAGAGGUGAGAUUACAUAUAUAUGAUGUGACCAACAGUGGAUCGGAUAAAACCAACAGCACUAUUGUUCAAAUCAACAAGAUAUUCAAGGACGGAAUAGGCCUCGGCGGCAUCUUCCACAGCGCCGUUCAGGUUUAUGGAGAAGAGGAAUGGUCUUUUGGCUUCUGUGAGCAAGGGUCGGGGGUGUUCAGUUGUCCUUCUGGCAAAAAUCCAAUGUAUACAUAUCGUGAGUCCAUGGUCCUUGGAAGAACUAACUUUUCAAAAUUGAAGGUAAACCAGAUCUUGCAGGAGCUUAGUAGAGAGUGGCCUGGAAGUUCCUACGACUUGUUAUCCAAAAAUUGUAACCAUUUCUGUGAUGAGUUCUGUGAAAAGCUUGGUGUCCAAAAGCUUCCAGGUUGGGUAAACCGAUUUGCUAAUGCUGGUGAUGCUGCUAUAGAAAUAGCAGAAAACACUGCCUUGCGGUUGAGACAAGCCAAGACUGAGAUAGUAUCAGCUAGCAAAGUGGCAUAUCGUUUUCUUGUGGGUGUUACGUCUAGUUCUAGUGGUGGCAAUGAUAGCUCCGGCAAUUCAAAUAGAGGAAGCCCCAGAUUUCAAGCAGCUUGGUUUAAAAACAUCAUUACUACUGGUGCCAAACCAUCUAGCAGUUCUGAAAUCGAGACUCAGGGUGGCAGUGGUUUUCAGAACCAUCGGCUACAGAAUUCUGCACAGUCAAUGCAACAAAGUUUCCAAGAUUCACAAAGAUCACCGUGACAAUUCAAAUAAUUUGGAAUAACCAUGGUGACAGAAUUCAUGGCAUGAUGUGUGAUGGAAACGAUUUCUGGAAGCACUGUUUGUUGUGUAAUAGUUGCAACUCUACAUUGCCAAUUAAGAUGUCAUUCAUUGUGUAUCAAAUGUAAAAUGUUCAUUUCUUGUCCAAACCGAAAUUUUUUAAUGCCCUGUGGACUUAAUGUUCAUUGAAAAAAUCAUCUGAAAACUCUUGUGCUUGGGCAAGUCUUCAUUCCAACUACAGAUUGACAUUGUGUAGGUAA